This is a messenger RNA of Lottia gigantea (owl limpet), 945 nucleotides long. RefSeq lists its product as hypothetical. The record is from RefSeq and is a predicted model, not a curated record. The transcript has 3 exons. NCBI's taxonomy places the organism in Eukaryota, Metazoa, Mollusca, Gastropoda, Lottiidae. The coding region runs from base 1 to 945 and encodes 314 amino acids. Gene Ontology annotation, molecular function: acyltransferase activity, transferring groups other than amino-acyl groups.
AUGGAGAAAAUAUUCAGAAGAGCAACACUAGAAGAUCGAGAAGGUGUUUUGUCACUUUCCCCAGACUUGUACUUCGGCAGAGACUAUUUACCACACAUGUAUGACUCUGUUAUUCGAGAAUAUCGAGGGUAUGUUUGCGAAGAAAAUGGUACAAUAAUCGGUUUUGGUAUGAUUAGUAUAGUUGAUGGUGGAGAAACAGCUACGAGACGUGGUGGAAGAGUUUUAGAAAGUCAUCAAGGUCAAGGUGUAUUCCGUGACCUUUCAGAUUACAUGACGCGUGACCUCUAUACCAUACCGAACAUGAAAUAUUCAACAAUGACUAUCAACAAAAAGCAUUUCGACUUGUCAAGAAGUUACAUUAACAGAGAAAACUAUAAAUUGGUCAUGAAAAUUAUGAUAAUGCUUGUAAAUUAUAACAUAAGCGACUUGCAAGUCACAUCAUCUCCAGUAAACAACAUCGUUAUAACGGAAAUAGACCGCGAUCUUUUCGCCACCAUCUUGAAUUGCAAGCCGUCACGUGAUUAUUUAUUUCCGGAGAAAUUUGUACGGAUUCAUUGUGUAUUGUAUAGACCUUCAAUGGAAAAUUUGGAACAUUUUCUCAACGAAGAAAGAUACGUUGUCGGAAGCUACGGUGAAAAACAGAGGAGGCCCGAAAGCAUCCGAUUAUUGACUCUUGCCAGCUUUUUUCCAUGUAAAGUUGGAACAGCUUAUCAGAUUGAUAUAUUCGGUGACAAAAUAGAAGAUUUUCAUGCUCAUUUAUGUUUGCAUUUUAAAAAGAUUUCCACAAUCACUAAAAGCUUUGCCACAUCAGGUAUUAUGUUCGGAAUGGAUAUGAAUAUCGAACUCAUCAAGUCGGCUUUUCGUCAAUUUAAUAUAGCUUCUCCAGGAGAUACUGCGUUCGAAUUAAGUGCUUACAGGAAGACAUUAUAUGAACAUUCUGAAUAA